This is a messenger RNA of Oncorhynchus nerka (sockeye salmon), 8463 nucleotides long. RefSeq names its product ovarian cancer G-protein coupled receptor 1-like. Gene Ontology annotation, biological process: cellular response to pH; G protein-coupled receptor signaling pathway. Gene Ontology annotation, cellular component: membrane. The record is from RefSeq and is a predicted model, not a curated record. Lineage: Eukaryota; Metazoa; Chordata; Actinopteri; Salmoniformes; Salmonidae. The coding region runs from base 471 to 1562 and encodes 363 amino acids. Gene Ontology annotation, molecular function: G protein-coupled receptor activity. The transcript is spliced from 2 exons.
CAGGCGAGGGAUGUAAUGUACUGGGAAGGGGGAAGGAAAUUACUCUGAAUGAUGAUAUAGUUCAAGAAGAUAUGCUGACAAAAUAAGGCACUAGCGAAACCAGCAUUCUUAUAAUGAAAGUAGGGUUUCUCAGAAUCUGUUGGUCUGUGGCACUGAGCCCUAUAAAGCUCGUAACCACCGUGCCCUCGCGUCUCUAACGCCAGAUGUGAGCAGUGCCUCUUUCGCGCUACAGCAGCCUUACUUUCGGAUUGGUCAGUAACCAAGCGCUUGGUUCUUCAAAGCACUGAGAGAGUUACUGCCGAGAAACCUAGCGACUCUCACCAUCAAAGACCGCGAACAGCCUAUUUCAAGGGGCGUGGAUAAGAGCUGAGUGAGUGGAAUGGCCGGGACUGUCGUUGUUUUGAGUCAAACUCACUGUGCUGGGCCCCACAGCCUGGUACUGUGUGGGUGCUAACAGAGAGGAACAAAUCAUGUGGACCACGUCUGCUAUGACAGUCAACAUGUCUGAGGCUGAGCCAGACCACAUUAACUGCACCAUCAGCCAUGAGAUCCACCAGUACCUGUUCUCUGUGGCCUACAUCCUGGUUCUUUUGAUUGGCGUUCCCACCAACGCCUACUCCCUCUACCAUGCCUGGCUUCAGCUGAGAGACAAGAACGAGCUGGGGAUCUACCUGCUCAACCUGACCGUGUCAGACCUCCUCUACCUGGCCUCUCUGCCUCUCUGGCUGCAGUACAUCUUCCAGGGAGAUGACUGGAGACAAACUGAGUGGCUUUGCCAGCUGUGUGGCUUCCUGCUCUAUGAAAACAUUUAUGUUAGUAUCGGAUUCUUAUGUUGUAUCUCUAUAGACCGUUACCUGGCCGUAGUGUACCCAUUCCGCUUCACAGCUUUUCGAAGCAUGCGGGCAGCCACGUUGGCCAGCGCCUUCAUCUGGCUGAAAGAGAUUGCUGUGGGUGUUGUCUUUUUCAGACACAAGGAGCUAAGCAGGGACAGCACCAACCAAUCGGUGUGCUUUGAGCACUACCCCAUGCAGCCGUGGGAGUACCCAAUCAACUACUACCGUUUCGCUGUUGGCUUCCUGUUCCCACUAGGCAUCCUGUCCGUGUCGUAUCUCCGCGUCCUGCGGGCGGUCGGAAAAAGCGUAGGCACGCAAAGCACCCAGAAAACGCGCAUCAAGAACCUGGUGACCAGCACCAUUGUCAUUUUCCUGGUGUGUUUCUCUCCAUACCACGUGUUCCUGCUGGUGCGUACCAUCUUAGAAAGAGACUGCCCCUUCAUAAUCAACAUCUUCAACUACUACCACGUCUCCCUGCUGCUCACCAGCUUCAACUGCGUGGCCGACCCAGCGCUGUACUGUUUCGUCAGUGAGAGGGCCCAGCAGGGGAUCCAACAAGCCCAGGAGGCCUGUAGGCAGGCCCUCUGCUGCUGCUGCCACAGGGGACAGCACAGCCCCGUCACAGCCACAGGUACAGACUCCGAGGUGGCCACCUCCAACGAGAACAGAAAAGUCUCAGUCACACUGCUGACGUCUAGUAGUAAUAUUAAUAAUACAUGGGUUUUAUGAAGCUCUUUUGAAGGACCUAAAGACACUUGAAUAGUAGACUAGGAGCUAGGGUUGUAUUUGGAUGAGAGAGAAGGUCGGGGAACAUUGGACAAUGAUAUGAUUAUGGGCAGCCCCAUGAGCAGUAACAUGUGAAGUUCAUCGGAGCCCAUCAAAUUUGCUGUCAAAUGAAAGCUAAGAGUCUAUAUUUUUGAGAAAUUAACUUAUAUAUACAUUUUUCAACCAUUUCCAAUGCAAAACAUGUGGAAUAAGCAAAGGCUUUGAUUUCUGUUCAACCAGAUAGAAAAGGGGUCUUAUAAAACAUCUACCAGAAAAAGUCUUAAAGGUAUUAGAAAUACAUCAAAACCCAGUAAUGUUGAAGUAAAGACCCUUCCAAGUAAUAUCUAUAUAUUUAUAUUUAGUUUUGCAGAAAUGUUUUGGCAUCUGUAAGUUUAAGGAAUAUUGCCUAGUGUCUUGUCAUUCUCUUACCAGAAACAUAUCUUUAAGAUAUCUUCUAAUUUCUCUCCCUCAUGAGGAGGGAGGAUAAUGAAAGUUCACAUAAGUAGCAAUUAAAGGUAGACCUACCGAUUUGAGUGUUUUUACUGAUAACAAUUUGGUUUAUGAUUUAUUAAGUGAUUUAAAACGUGUCAUUUUGUUACCAAAUUGGUAACAGUUGAAAUCCCUUCUCCUGGUUCUCAUUGUCACCUAGCCAUGACUCUCAUGAGCCCUCUCUAUUUCCAUUUACUGUAACCAGCCCUCUCACCCACCGAGCACCGACGGACACCGCACGUCCAUGGACGUGGAAAAGUAGUUUACAUUUUGUCAGUCCAAAUCUAAACCAAUCAUAGAUGUCUGUUUCUACUGUACUGUACUGACCUUUACUAUGCUGAACUAUACUGUGCUGUACUGACAUGUACUUUUCUGAACUAUACUGUACUGUAUUGACCUUUACUGUACUCUGCUCUAUUGUGCUUCAUUUUGGUGCUGUACUUUGUUGUGAAACCAUGACGUCUAUGAUUGGUACAGAUUUGGUCCGAACCGGACCAACCAAAUUUAAUAGCCAUUGUGUAGAAUAAUGCAUUACAUUUGUUCUACCUUUGUGUACCUUUUCAGGAUACAUCACAAUGAGGAGAAGGACAUUUAUAAUUAUGCACUUCUGUAUAGUACAGAUCAUGGUCUCAUGAUGUGACCAUCUGUUUCCGGGUGUUAAUCCACUUCACUUACUGUAUGUAGUUCAAUAAACAAAGUAGAUUUUUCUUUUCAAACUCAAGUUGUCAAAUCAUAGCCGACACCGAUUCUUUCUGCAAACAUCUUUGAAUGUUAAUUUGGAGUAAAAACGUGGUCCAAAAAAAACGAGGGAGAUUAUAUUGGCAUUCUGUUACCAAACUUUACAUCUGCACUGUUCUUCGAGUCAAUGUUUUUGUCAAAUAUUCAGUGGAAAUUGUUAAAAGUAGUCCUUGUGCAUAGAGCUGUAUGCUUUGUUGAACUUUGCAAUCAAUGGUUUUUGUCUGGCAUACAGUCUGUGUCAUUCUGUUACAGUGGCCUUGGACAUAUGACAUAGUAAAAGUGUUAUAAUUAAGGUAGUAACAUAUGAAUAUGAUGCUUUUUGUUUUUAAAAAGAAUGUUUUAUACUUUCUUUAACACGUGCAGAACACUUGCACAGGUGAUGCUGCCUUGUGUAUAAGCCUGAGUUGAAAACUAUCUUCAAUACCAAGUUCUUUCUGCAACAUUGUCAGGUUUUAAUCUUUCAUCACAUUAUGUAAUAUUCAUUGUGUGUUUUUGGUUUUGAGAGUGACUCUGAAUUCAUUCGACAUAUCAGCACAGAUUCGACAUAUCAACACAGAUACGACAUAUCAACACAGAUUCGACAUAUCAACACAGAUACGACAUAUCAGCACAGAUACGACAUAUCAACACAGAUUCGACAUAUCAGCACAGAUACGACAUAUCAGCACAGAUACGACAUAUCAACACAGAUACGACAUAUCAACACAGAUACGACAUAUCAACACAGAUACGACAUAUCAGCACAGAUACGACAUAUCAACACAGAUUCGACAUAUCAACACAGAUACGACAUAUCAGCACAGAUACGACAUAUCAACACAGAUUCGACAUAUCAACACAGAUACGACAUAUCAGCACAGAUACGACAUAUCAACACAGAUUCGACAUAUCAGCACAGAUACGACAUAUCAGCACAGAUACGACAUAACAGAUACGACAUAUCAACACAGAUACGACAUAUCAACACAGAUACGACAUAUCAACACAGAUACGACAUAUCAGCACAGAUACGACAUAUCAGCACAGAUACGACAUAUCAACACAGAUACGACAUAUCAACACAGAUACGACAUAUCAACAUAGCCUCUUGACCAAACUUAUCUCUAUUUCCUGUUUGUUUCUUUUUUAAGUACACUGAACAAAAAUAUAUAAAGUGUUGGUUUCAUGAGCUGAAAUAAAAUAUCCCAGAAAUGUUUCAUACACACAAUAGCUUAUUUCUCUUAAAUGUUGUGCACACAUUUGUUUACAUCCCUGUUGGUGAGCAGUUCUCCUUUGCCAAGAUAAUAAUCCACCUGGCAGGUGUGGCAUAACAAGAAGCUGAUUAAACAGCAUGAUCAUUACACCUUGUGCUGGGGACAAUAAAAAGUCACUCUAAAAUGUGCAGUUUUGUCACACAACCCAAUGCCACAGAUGUCUCAAGUUUUGAGGGAGCGUGCAAUUGGCAUGCUGACUGCAGGAAUGUCAACCAGAGCUGUCAUUUUAGAGAAUUUGGCAGUACUUCCAACCGGCCUCACAACUGCAGACCACGUGUAACCACGCCAGUCCAGGAUCUCCAGUACCGGCUUCUUCACCUGCGGUGUUGUCUGAGACCAGCCACUCGGACAGUUGAUGAAACUGUGGCUUUGCACAACCAAAGAAUUUCUGCACAAACUGUCAGAAACCAUCUCAGGGCAGCUCAUUUGUGUGCUCUGCGUCCUCACCAGGGUAUUGACCUGACUGCAGUUCUGCGUCGUAAUCGACUUCACUAACACGCUGGAGAAGUUUGCUCUUCACGGAUGACUCCCAGUUUCAACUGUACCGGGCACAUGGCAGACAGCGUUUAUGGCGUUGUAUGGGUGAACGGUUUGCUGAUGUCAACGUUGUGAACAGAGUUCCCCAUGGUGGCAGUGGGGUUAUGAUCUGGGCAGGCAUAAGCUACGAGCAACGAACACAAUUGUAUUUUAUCGAUGGCAACUUAAAUGCACAGAGAUACCGUGACGAGAUCCUGAGGCCCAUUGUCGUGCCAUUCAUCCACUGCCAUCACCUCAUGUUUCAGCAUGGCAAUGCACGGCCCCAUGUCGCAAGGAUCUAUACUUACAAUUCCUAUACAAUUCCUGGAGUUGUGAAAAUGUCCCAGUCCUUCCAUGGCCUGCAUACUCACCACAAGUCACCGAUUUGAGCAUGUUUGGGAUGCUCUGGGUCGACGUGUACGACAGUUUUUCUGAUCCACACCCCUACCUUGUUCUCUUUAAGGUAUUUGUGACCAACACAUGCGUAUCUGUAUUCCCAGUCAUUUAAAGAUUAGGGCCAAUUUAAUUUAUUUCAAUUGACUGAAUUCCUUAUAUAUAAUGUAACUCAGUAAAAUGUUUGAAAUUGUUGCAUGUUUAGUUUAUGUUCAAUGUACAAGUAGUUAUUAUCUUAAUAGGUCCUCUGGUAUUCUUGCUGCUCAAUAUAUGUGAAUUGCUUCCAGUUUCAGGGGAAUGUAAGGAUUCCUCAGCUCAGAUUCAUAACUGAAGGUGUGUGGAGAGAAUAGACAUACUGUAUAUACAUACAUCAUUGGUUGAGAGCCUUCAGGGAAGCAUCAGCACCGGGUCAAGCUCAGUAGUAACCCAGAGGUCUUGACUUACUUGACUUCUGUGUUUAGCAUAAGUUGUUAACAGUGUUCUCUACUGCACUCUCUUUCCCAGGGGUUUGCCCUGCCCAUCUUAAGGAUGUCUUAGUUGGAACUGGCCCCAUGAUGCCCCCAUCCCUUUUCCCGUUCCCAUGUCUUCCCAGGCCAUGUCCUGGCCACACAGCCUGAGUAUUUCCAGAUUAAACGACCCACAUGGGAACUAACGUAUCUGACCUUUCACACUCUGCACAGAUUAUUUUCUGCUGCAUGUUUUCCCUCCUUACAUUAGGAGUUUGGUUUUAAAGUACCACAUCUCCCCAGAACAGAGAGAGAGAGAGAGCGAGAAAUAGGCUUUUCUAUUGUGAAUUAUGCAGUUGUAAAUCAAUGAAAGAUGGACUGGUUGUUCUAAGCGGUCAAACAUUGAGACAUUCAGAGUUCAUAAAUCAAAGUAUUUCAAAGCAGAACAAGAACCCAGGGGUCAACCAAUUCACACCGAAGGAGCCAGUGUAACAAUACUGUUGACUCUUUAUAUAACAUUUCACAGGGACUCUAAUGGGAUCAAAUGUCAUUUGUUUAAAUGUUUUAUGUUUAACCACAUCAUGAAAAUAUGAACAUAAAUCUGUAGAGCAAGUACUGUAACCAUUUCAUUGGUUUAAUGUUAUUUUCUCUUGCUGUUUGGGAGAUUUGCUUUGUGACCAUGCAGUCAUGCCUGACGUUAGCAGUGACACACUGUACUCAGUGAUGCAUGAAAUGCCUUCUCGCUGCGUGUUUUUCUUCUUCUGCUGAAGUUAUGACCUCUUGCUGUUUCCUUUCAUAUCAGUUUGGUCUAAUCGGAAAUGUUUUCUUCACAUCUGUCUCAUAUAUCCGGCAAUACCUCUGGUAAACCGGCACAUAGUGGUUAGCUCGACAAGGUGAAGGAAGUAGAGACGCUGUUGCACCCUCUUGCCAAGGGUGGUGAUGGUGUUGGUUCAUGACAAUGUGGACACCGAGGAACUCUCUGAAAAAGUCCCAUUGAUGUGGAUCGGGGCAUGUUCCCUCCAAUGCUUCCUGAAGUCAACAAUCAACUCCUUUGUUUUCUGACGAUGAGGGAGAGGUUGUUGUCAUGAUGCCACAAUGCCAGUUCACUUACCUCCUCACUAUAGGCUGACUUGUCGUGGUUGGUUAUCAGGCUUACAAUCGUGGUGUCGUCAGCAAACUUGAUGGAGUUUGGGGUGAACGGGGAGUACUGAUGACACACCACUGCGUUGAGUCAGUGUGGAGGAGGUGUUGUUGCCAAUCCUCACAGCUUGCAGUCUGCCUGUCAGGAAGUCCAGGAUCCAGUUGCAGAGGGUGUCCAGACUCAGGGCUCUGAGCUUGGAGGGAACAAUAGUGUUGAUUGCUGAACUGCAGUCAAUGAACAGCAUUCUCACAUAGGUGUUCCUCGUGUCCAGAUGUGUUAUGGCUGUGUGAAUAGUGAUAGAAAUGGCAUCUUCAGUGGAUCUGUUGUGGCUGUAGGCAAAUUGGAGUGGGUCCAGUGUGCCUGGCAUGCGGGCCUUGAUAUGGGCCAUGACCAGCCUCCCGAAGCACUUCAGGAUCACAUAGGUGAGCACGAUAGGAGAAUAGUCAUUUUCGCAUGUCACGUAGUUAUUUUUGGGCACUGGGACGAUGGGGGUCUCCUUAAAGCAUGUAGGGACUACAGCCUGGGACAGGAACAGGUAAAAGAUUUCAGAGAAGAUGCCCGCUAGCUGGUCAGCACACACUCUGAGGACACAGCCUAGGAGACCAUCUGGGCCGGCUGCUUUGUGAGUGUUUACUCUAUUGAGAGUUUUCCUCACGUCAGGCUCAGAGAGCAAAAGCACCUGGUGGGCGAUAGGUUCAGUACGCAUCACUGUAUUUUGUAUCAGAACGUAGGCUUGCACUCUUUGAAGUAUGGUAGAUUGAUGCAUUGCACUCUUUGUUUAUAAAUCCCUCCUGCAUAAGCUUCCACCGUCCCUUACUUCAUUGUUAACAGAUGUACGAGAUGCCAGACCCUGUCUCAUGGAUGGUUAACUCUGGAGAUCCCUUCAGUUGGGUUGUUCUCCUUUUAGUUUUUAUGGAAGAACUUAAGUAUUUUUUACCUAAGUUCUACUUGACUUGUUUUUGGGGAUAUCUGUACUUUACUAUUUAUAUUUUUAACAACUUUUACUUUUACUCCACUAUAUUCCUAAAGAAAAUGUACAAUAGGUGUACUGAACAAAUUUGACUCAAAGACCGAUAAGGGCCAUCAGAAUAGAUUGUCUUCCAACAUUUUGGAAAACCAUAUAAUACCAAAUUCAGUGUGUAGGCCCAUGCUACAUAUCUUAACUUAGUUUGAGAAAAGCUAAAGGAUUUGUUAAGAGAUGGCUGAGUUAGUGAUAAAGCAGGAAAUCAGAUGUUAUGUGUCCAUUUAAAUCCUUUGUGAAUCCACUUCACAAUGGCAUAACAGCUUGAAACUGUUUAGGGAUACCGAAGACAUUAAGUUUGUGUUGACAUCUUAAAAAAUAAGGAAACUAUUAACAGUUGACUUUUGACGAUGUAACGCUAAUACUUCAAAUAAUCAUAUCAUCUUGUCAUGGUCUAAAAGUCUGAUUCACUCUGAAAUUGAAUCUUUGUCAAUAGUCCCUAAAGAGUUUGAGAAAAUAACAUUGAUGCAUUCAAAGAUGCUAAAAAUACUAAAGAAAUCUUCUUCUCAUGAACCAUAGGACCAAAUGACACCACAUUUGGAAUGUAGGCCUAUCGUAUGUCUUAACUUAGCUAAGGAAUUGGUCAGAUUUUACGUGUCCAUUUUAAACCACUGUAAAUCCACUCUGAUCUUGUCCUUUCUGUCAUCCUGUGAACCCCAUUCAUUGCUGCUUCCAGCUAUAUUUUAUGACUGUGUUUUGCUUUUCAUGUAUUGUUGUGUAUUAUAACAUGCAUUUUAAUGUGUGUGUGGAUGUGUUGUUUAUAUGUUGUAUUUUGAUGUGUAUUGUUGUGCUAAACAGGACUCAUCUGGAAAAGAGUCCUUGGUCUCAGCAUUGACUCCUUGUCAAAAUAAAGUGGGAAAACAUUUGU